Messenger RNA from Galleria mellonella (greater wax moth), 1125 nucleotides. RefSeq names its product elastin-like. The transcript has 3 exons. The record is from RefSeq and is a predicted model, not a curated record. NCBI's taxonomy places the organism in Eukaryota, Metazoa, Arthropoda, Insecta, Lepidoptera, Pyralidae. The coding region runs from base 67 to 936 and encodes 289 amino acids.
GAUAUAAUUGCAUUGCACUGUGCGAUCUGGUAGUAUUGUAACCAGCAAACGAAAUUUAAUAACAGAAUGUCUCGGCUAACGAUUUUCUUCGUCAUCGCGUUGGCGUGUGAAGUAUUUGGAAAAGAAGCAGAGAAGGAUUCCCGCCCUGCGCAAUCGGGCAUCAUUGGUGUUGGAGCGCCUUUGCUCUCUGGUUUAGGAGGAGUUGGUUUGGGUGGACCUGGUAUCGUCGCUGGCCCCGGAUUAGGUGGCCCUGCAAUCAUCGCUGGCCCUACCAUCGGUAGCGGCGCAGCACUCAACAACGCUGCUGCCGUUGGCGCCGCACAACUGAGCGCUAUUCAAAACGCUCAAGCCGUCCAGGCCGCUCAAAUCGCAAACUCCGCUGCCGCGGCCAUCCAGGGCGCUCGCGUGACCGAAGCCGCUGCAAGAGCCGGUCAAGUCAACGCUAUCAGUAACGCCCAAGCCUUAGAUGCGGCGCGUAUCGCCAACAUUCAAAGAGCUCAAGCUGCAGCAUACGAAAACGCGAGAGCCGCGGACGCCGCCAGACGCGCCGCCGCCGCCAGUGCCUUGGAACUCGGGCGUGCUGCUGAAGCGGAACGUCUAGCUAAUGCAGCUCGUGUACAGGCCAUCGCUAUUGCGAAUACUCGCGCCGUAGAAGCGGCCCGCAUUGCAAACGCCGCCAGAGCUCAAGCAGCGGCUGUAGCCUCCACGGCCGCACAAGCCCAGGCUGUGGCCGACUCCGUAGCGAGAACCGCUAAUGAUGGCGCCUUGCUGCUCGGUGGUAGCGGCCUUGUCGGUGGUGGCCUCGUCGGCGCUGGACCCGCAGUCGUUGCAGCGGCACCCGUAGCCGCUGGAGUUCCAGUUGCUGUCGGCGGUCUCGGCCUCGGCGGUCUCGGUCUCGGUGGAUACGGCUUGGGUGCCGGCAAAAUCCUCCAUUAAUUCGACGCGCUCGACGGUUUCCAGUGAUAAAUUUCCCACAAUAAAAACAACCAGAUUUCUACAUCCAUUUCGUUGUAUUUCCAUAGAAAUGGUUAGCGGCAGGUCUCAGUAGAUUUUAACUGGUCAUGUAAAUAGAAUUUUUACUUUCGAUUUAUUUUAUAAUAGUAAACGAAUUGCACAAACUGCGUA